Triticum urartu is the source of this 1024-nucleotide messenger RNA. RefSeq names its product transmembrane emp24 domain-containing protein p24delta9-like. Lineage: Eukaryota; Viridiplantae; Streptophyta; Magnoliopsida; Poales; Poaceae. The record is from RefSeq and is a predicted model, not a curated record.
UCCCCUCCCCCCCCAUCUCCAUCCCAGUCAGCCAAACGCCCAACACCACCUCGUGACUUCGUCCGCGGACCUUGCCUCGCGCUUCGACUCCCGCUCCGAUCUCCGGCCAUGGCCGCGCGGCGCCCCGGAUCCCCCGCCCCCAGAUGGCUGGCCCCCUCGACGCUCCUCCUCCUGGCCGCCGUCCUCUUCGCGGCCUCCCCGUCGGCGCGCGCCCUCCGGUUCGACCUCGAGUCCGGCCACACCAAGUGCAUCUCCGACGAGAUCAAGGUCGACUCCAUGGCCGUCGGCAAGUACAGCGUCGUCGCCCCCGACCCCAGCUACCCCGACGCCCAGCUCCCCGAGUCGCACCGCGUCUCCCUCAGGGUGACGUCGCCGUACGGGAACAGCAUGCACUACUCCGAGAACGUGCAGUCGGGGCACUUCGCCUUCACGGCGGUGGAGGCCGGGGAUUACCUGGCCUGCUUCUGGGCGCCUGACCACAAGCCGCCCGUCACCGUCACCUUCGAGUUCGACUGGAAGAGCGGCGUCACGGCCAAGGACUGGUCCAACGUCGCCAAGAAGGGCAAGGUCGAUAUGAUGGAACUAGAGCUGAAGAAGCUAGAGGAUACCAUCAAAUCUAUCCAUGAAGAAAUGUUUUAUCUACGUGAAAGGGAGGAGGAAAUGCAGAACAUCAACAGGCAGACAAACUCGAGGAUGGGGUGGCUGAGUUUCCUCUCGCUCGGCAUCUGCUUAUCCGUGGCAGGGCUGCAGCUGUGGCAUCUGAAGACCUUUUUCGAGAGAAAGAAGCUGCUGUAGUUCCCCCAUGAUCACAAACAAAUCGUUGCGAAUUAGGGUAUAUUGUUUCUGCCAGCUGUUAACCUAUGUUUCCAAGCGAAUAGUCGAACCAUCAGUAAGAAAGAAACCGUUGAUCAUCAUACUUGUGAAAUGCCUUUCUGUGCCCUAUCUUCUGCCCGAUCAAAUACAGUUGUAAAAUGUUUCCCCUUUUUUCUUGAACAGGGCUGAAAUGUUUCUGUUGAUGGUUUCA